AACUUUCCGGUUCUAAAAUAAAAUGAUGAGAAAAGUUACCAAAUCCAAAAAAACAUUACAGUCCUCAAAGCAUAACGUCCCCGACACAGAGAAUCUCUGCAAGAGAAACUCCAACCACUCUCUCUCUAUAUAUACAACUUUCUCUGUCUAGAAACCUUUCAGUAGCCAUGGAGAUCCCAGAAAAGCUUAUGAAAUUUAAGCUCCACAUCGCUUUUGCUUCCGCUUUCUCUCUCAUCAGUUUCUCUCUCGUCUAUCUAGCCCCCAGAUUCGUCGACGUUCUGGCCUACUUCUGGCCUCUCCUGGUCUCUACGGCUAUGUUUCUCGUCGCCGUCGUCCUCUUCGGCCGGACAUCGCCGCCGGUGAGUGAAGAUUCCGGUGAGAAAACCGGUGCAGUGCUCUUGGAUUUCGUGGCGGGGCAACCGGAAGUAGUACUAGAAAGCGAGGGAAGUUACAACUCUGAGGAGUAAAGCUUGUGGCUAUAUAUGUAAUUUCACUUUCUCUUUCUACAGUCUACUCUACGUUCUUUCUCUAUCUUCGUCUUCAGUUUGGUUUGUCGACGUGAAUUGUAAAUUACGGUAAUAAUAAUAGAGGUAGUUAUCAUUGUGAAUGAGAGUAGAGCAUAUUUAAGUAGAGUAGGGUCAUCUUUCAAUUUUGUUUGAAUCUGGAAUUUUGGAUUUGGUUGA
Cornus florida is the source of this 683-nucleotide messenger RNA. RefSeq lists its product as uncharacterized. Lineage: Eukaryota; Viridiplantae; Streptophyta; Magnoliopsida; Cornales; Cornaceae. The record is from RefSeq and is a predicted model, not a curated record. The transcript has a single exon. The coding region runs from base 168 to 467 and encodes 99 amino acids.